AAGCCACGUGUUUUUUUCUCUAUACUCCAAAUGGCCCCUGCUGACUGAUGAUUCUCCCACCGUCUGAUCUGAUAAUCAAGCAAACUGUGCAAUUGCUUUUAACUCGAGUCACAGUCACCUUCACCUUUCUCUUUACUCUUUUUUUUUUCUUUUGAUAUUUUGUUACAACAGACACAAAGGACAGCGGCAACAAGAACACGGAACAGGGGCUGUAAAUUCCUUUACACAUUCCCUAGAGCUCAACUGCUGAAGACACUCAAGCUCUAUUUACGGCCUCCAAUGGCAUAGGCCUAGCCACUUCUCUGCUCUCUGCUUCGUUGUAUGCGUGUCUGAACAAGGGGUAAAAGAAAGGAGACAACAGACAUCCAAGAAAGGCAGCAAGAGAAUCUCCUGUUGUCCAUGGAAAAGAAGAAGAAGGACAACAAGCUCCAGCUAACCAGCCAAGAAGCUGAGACGAAUGAGUUCGAGGGCAAGGAAGAUCAAAACCAAACUGGUAUCCCCAGAAAGAAUCCCAGAAAUGGUAGCCCUCCACAUGAGAAUGCUCCACCCGUGGGUCAGCAAUAUCAACCUAUUUUUCAAUGGCCAUACACACCUCAACCCACUCUCCAACAGUCUCCAAUGAUUCCCAGACCUCUUCCCACCCAACAAAUCCCAACACUUCUUUUAAACAGAUGGCAAUCACCAUUAUUAAGCACACCCCAACAACCACAGCAGCAGCAACAGAGUGUCAUUAAUAAUCAGUUCCAACAGGGCCAGCUACCAUACCAAGCAAGCCAAACGAGCGUGACAAUGUGGUUACCCCCACGUCCUGGAUUCCACGCACUGGGAGGAGCUUAUCAGCCCGCUGUUCCUAUGGGAACCACAGACUCCAGCUGGCAAACUUCAUUCGUAGCCGGAGGAAAUUCCUCAAGAAAUGAACCCCAUGUUCCCGGUUUCUGUUUCCAGGGUGCAUACUCGCAUCCAAUUAGAUGUUCAGGUCCAUGGGAUCCUUCAUCUUGGUGGAGUCAAGGACAGCAAACACAGCCAGCAUAUGCUUUUCCGGGAGCAUAUGGCUACUUUCCUGUAACAUUGCAACCUGCUCUUGACUACUCAGCAUCCUGUGUACGAACCCCUCAGAAAGGAAUAAUCCGACCUCAAACAAAACUUUCUCAAAAGCACCAGCAAAUGUGGGAAGCUCAAUCAAUGGAGAAUGUUCAGCUGUGGACCGCAAUUAGUCAGUUGCAAUCAGAAAUGGCUGCUUAUGGAAACCGCUUAAUGAAGCUUGAAGCAGAGGUUUUGUCUUUGAAGCCAACAAUGGAGGAAAUUCCCGUGGAUCCUGCUAACAAUGCACUAGCUGGACAACAGACAUCAAAGAGAGGGAGACCAAAGAAGCCUAUUGCUACAGUUGAUGGCUUACAUUCUCCCGAUAAGUGCCAACCCCGAUCUCGUGGAAGAAAGCCUACACAGCUCAAGGUUCAAUCCAAAACUAAAGGAAUCAACUCUGAGAAAGGUGUAAACAAGGUGGAAGACAGGGAGAAAGGAUGUCACGCAGCGCUUGUCAAUGAAAAUAAUGCAACUAUUCAGCAGGAAAAUGAUGGAAGGAUUCCAAAGGUUUUCACGAGUGGCAGCAGCAACUUUGAGCUCAACGGGGCAAGUGUGAAGCUUCCAGUAGAAGUUCAAGCAACAACAACACAUCAGGAAUCAUCUGGAACUCAGAUGGGUGGGGCUGGAUUCAAUCCCACUUCAGAGAUAAAAGGCGAUAAUAACAAGGAAGAAGAGAAAAAGACUACCUUUUCCAUAAAUCAGCAGGUCAAGGGAAGCAAUAUUGAAGGUGCAUCCACCACUUACAGAGCAACCGUGGAUAAUGGGAAUAAUAGAUGGCCUUCAAACAUCCUCCCUGAUGACUCUGAGAGAAGCAUUUUGGAUAUGAGAUCCCACUCUUUGUAUGGUUGUGACAGUGUUAUCAGACAGGGAGGGAAGGUUGUACCUGGAUGGGGUUUUGCAAAUGAGGAGAACGCUUCAGAAGAGCAUGAUGAUGUUGUGGUAGGAUCAGGCAAGGAAGAUGAAGAUGAAAUGGAAGAGGAUACCAGUUCAGGUGCUGACGAAAUAGGCCAAGCUAAAGCUGACUGUGCUUACGGCUUAGAUCCUACUGGAGGGACCAGUGAUAAAGUUUUGCCUCAGCUGAACCGGUGGUGACACAACUAUUUGACUGAUUGGAAUUCUUCGUCUACUUAACAGUGCCGAUUGAUACUGGAAUUGUCUGCUCAUCUGGGUAUCUUCCUCAUGCACAUACGGAUUUUCCCAGAAUUUUGUAGUGGGCAGACAACCAUUUGAGACAAUUAAAUUAAUUACCGAAAAAUUAUGCUCACUCCUUUUUAUCAGAAGAAAUCAUUCUAACUUGAUGCA
Molecule: messenger RNA, 2385 nt
Organism: Nelumbo nucifera (sacred lotus)
Lineage: Eukaryota; Viridiplantae; Streptophyta; Magnoliopsida; Proteales; Nelumbonaceae
Source: RefSeq, a predicted model, not a curated record